This is a messenger RNA of Mytilus californianus (California mussel), 1253 nucleotides long. RefSeq names its product pre-rRNA-processing protein TSR2 homolog. Gene Ontology annotation, cellular component: nucleus. The record is from RefSeq and is a predicted model, not a curated record. The transcript has 6 exons. NCBI's taxonomy places the organism in Eukaryota, Metazoa, Mollusca, Bivalvia, Mytilida, Mytilidae. Gene Ontology annotation, biological process: maturation of SSU-rRNA from tricistronic rRNA transcript (SSU-rRNA, 5.8S rRNA, LSU-rRNA). Bases 26 to 595 code for a protein of 189 amino acids.
CUAGAGAGGUUCCAAAAUAAAGGGAAUGGCAACCUCCACAAACACCACGUUGUUUCAAACUUCACUAAGUCAAAUUUUGGACAGCUGGACUGUGCUUGAGUUAGCAGUGGAGCAUGGGUUUGGUGGAGGUGAAAGCAGAGAAAAAGCUGACUGGAUGGUAUUUGCAAUAGAUCAGUGGUUCAAAGAAAAUAAAAACUUAGAGACUUUUGAAGUAGAAGAAUUUCUAGCUGAUAUUCUUAAUGCAGAGUUUGAUACAAUUGCAGACGAUGGAAGUUUAUCCCAGAUUGCUUCAAUGAUUUGUGGUGUACACAGACUAUGUAGUAAUGGUGACGAACCUGCUGUACGGCAGAGAUUACAGCACCUACAAAAACCAUCACUAAAACAGUGUGCCAGAGCUCCUAGUGAUGAGGAGGACAAUGAUGAAGAUGAUAUGGAUACUGGCCCUACACAACUCCAGAACUCAACACAUCACCAGACACAACCAUCACAGUCAGAUGGUGCUUCCUCAGAAUCUAUAACCAAUGGAACUACAUCAAAUGAAUCAGAAAUGGAAGACGAUGGAUGGACAACUGUUCACAGAGGAAAAAGAAAAUAAAUUUUAUUUUAUGAGACAUUUUAAUUGUGUUACUAUUUAUUUGAAAUGAUUGUAUACUAUUUAUAAAUACAAUAUUUACUGCCUUAUAUUAUAAAAAAAUUGGAUUGUAUUUUAGUAAAUGUACUGUAGAUUUAUUUAAUGCUGGAAGUGUGAUCGAUACAUCUUGAGGGAAACUCGUAUAUCAUUGUUGGCUGAUAUUGAUGCAAUUGAAAUAUGCUUUUUAUGCUCUGCAUACCAUAGUAUUGGGGCAUUGAGUAUUCCAGUCGGUGUAGUGGAUAGAUAUCACAAUUUAUGGUGUGUUGAACCUGUUAGAUUUUAUUACUCCAAUGAUUUAAUGAAAGACAACUGAGUAUAUUAUUCUGAAUACAUUUGGCAUGAAAUCAUAAAUGACAAUUUAUAGUAAAGAUUUAUCCAACUGAUUAGAACAAGAUCAAAUGCAAACAAAAACAGAAAACUGAGUAAUUUGAAUUAAAGUAUUUAGGAAUCAACUGAUUUGUUUUGAUGUUGUGAAUUAGGCUUACUCCUGUAUGUUUGAACUUGAAGAAAUAUUGAGAAUGUUUUGAACUGUUUUACUGUUUGUUAAUGUUUAUGUUUGAUACUGUUGAGAAGUUUUAUUGAAAGCUAUCAAAUGCAAUAGGAAGAAGUAAACAUUUUAAAA